AUGAUCGCUUGCGAAACUCCAGUUACUACAGGUCAACGUGAGUCGGAAACAGCACUUUGGGAAUGCUUGAACUCGGAUCAGAUCCUAGACGAGCCAGAUGCAUUAUUAGACUUGAUAGGAGUCCUGAAUCCACAAGGUUGCGAGAUCCACGCAAUUGCCAGAGGACCAACGCCCCCGGGGUCUAGUUGCACAUAUACCACCGACUAUGAUUUCCAGGUCAAGGAGCAGGUCUUGGAUGAGGGCAAUAUUCACCAGUGGCUCGAGAACAACGCCAUAGAGACUCAGGUGGAAUCUACUCUCAAGCUGAAAGUACUGCUUGUAGACCAAGUUGUGUUCCAUGAUCGACUGAGACCUCCAGCUGAGGCUGAAGCUGUCAGAUUUUCGCGGAAGGUCUUAUGCUCCGGCACAGGAUGCUCACCAGCAGCGUUAGAAAGAGUCUGUCGAAACGAAUCAUCGAUCUGGGAGUUCCCUCGCGACCGGCGAAAUGGUACUCGUAUAGAUUGCAGGGGUUUUGGAGAGCCCAAUGUUGGAGUGGUGUGGAUGAACAAAGCAGGCUGCGAUACUGUCUGGGCGCUCAUUCGCUUCCACACCGCCAGAGCACCAAUGCGAGCGAGCAUAACUCGAGAGCUUCAUAACCUUCGGGGCUUCUCAGAUCUCCCUGGAUUUCUAGCCUUCAUUAUACUCAAUGCAGCAACUCAAAAUCUGCAGAUGAUGAUGGAUUUCUCUAUGACAUCGAUCGACCGAUCGGGCUUGAAGCUCACAAGAUUUCCCGACUCAGAAACUGCAGCUGAGGUUUAUGGAAGCUUGAUAGCGUCAGGAAGGAAUCUUGCCAUCCGGCAGAACGCCACGAAAAUGAAGCUAAAAAUGGUAAAACAAUGUCGGCAGAUGCCAGCACCAGCCAAUGCCAGGCACGACUUGAGGCUGAGGAAUACAUUUUCGAGCCUGAAACGGGCAUUCAGGUACCUAGAACAAGUACUGGAAAGUAUUUCCGGGACUGGGGAGGAAUACCAAGGCCAUACUGGUCGACAACUAGAAUGCGUUUUAAGCAUUAUGGCCCAGCGACAACAAGAACUAAGCAUCGAUAUCGCACGAGGACAGUCCAAGCUAGCUGAAGCGAGCCGAAGAGAGCAAGUCCUCAGCAUCGAGAUUGCGAGGGCCUCCCACUCCAUCGCAAAGCAGACCAAAAAAGAUGGUGCGUCGAUGAAGACGCUGGCAGUGGUGACCCUGGUUUACCUACCGUGCACCACGGUAUCAUCAGUGCUGGCUAUGCCACUCUUCGAUUGGAAUGCCGAGGGCCGAAGUAUUGUAAACAGUCGCAUAUGGGUAUUUUUUGUUUUUGCGGUGCCUUUGACGGUUUUGACCCUUGGAAUUUGGCGGGUAUGGUUAAGCUACCGAGCACGCGAGGAAGAUAAAGCUCUGGAAUCAGAAGCUGAGGAUAUUGAAGUCCAGUCGUCGUCAUCGUCAUAA
Messenger RNA from Exophiala bonariae, 1467 nucleotides. RefSeq lists its product as uncharacterized. The record is from RefSeq and is a predicted model, not a curated record. The coding region runs from base 1 to 1467 and encodes 488 amino acids. The transcript has a single exon. Lineage: Eukaryota; Fungi; Ascomycota; Eurotiomycetes; Chaetothyriales; Herpotrichiellaceae.